Bubalus bubalis (water buffalo) is the source of this 4111-nucleotide messenger RNA. It is a transcript of the gene GPLD1, whose product is annotated as glycosylphosphatidylinositol specific phospholipase D1. Gene Ontology annotation, molecular function: GPI anchor phospholipase D activity. The record is from RefSeq and is a predicted model, not a curated record. The transcript has 26 exons. Gene Ontology annotation, cellular component: extracellular region; extracellular matrix. Lineage: Eukaryota; Metazoa; Chordata; Mammalia; Artiodactyla; Bovidae. The coding region runs from base 91 to 2652 and encodes 853 amino acids.
CUUAGCGCCGCACAGCCGCGAACUUUAGACCUUGAUUGACCGAGGGCGCCAGCAGGCUUGGCUUCCUGCGCGACCUGGGAAGGAUCGCGGAUGCGAAUGGGAAAGCUCGCUGGUAGCGGCGCCUGCGGACCCGCGUCAGCUUUAUUCUGGUCAGGACUGCUGAUGCUACUGGGCUUCUUCUGCCCUAGAAGUUCACCAUGUGGCAUUUCGACACACAUAGAAAUAGGACACAGAGCUCUGGAGUUUCUCCACCUUCAGGAUGGGAGUAUUAACUACAAAGAGCUGUUACUUAGGCACCAGGAUGCAUAUCAGGCUGGAUCCGUGUUUCCUGACUCAUUUUACCCUAGCAUCUGUGAGAGAGGACAAUUCCAUGACGUGUCAGAGAGCACUCACUGGACUCCAUUUCUUAACGCAAGUGUUCAUUAUAUCCGGAAGAACUAUCCUCUUCCCUGGGAUGAGGACACAGAGAAAUUGGUAGCUUUCUUGUUUGGAAUUACGUCUCACAUGGUGGCUGAUGUCAACUGGCAUAGCCUCGGUAUUGAGCAAGGAUUCCUCAGGACGAUGGCUGCCAUUGAUUUUCACAACUCCUAUCCCGAGGCACAUCCGGCUGGUGAUUUCGGAGGAGACGUGUUGAGCCAGUUCGAGUUUAAAUUUAAUUACCUCUCACGGCACUGGUAUGUGCCUGCUGAAGAUCUCCUGGGAAUUUAUAAAGAACUCUACGGCCGAGUAGUCAUCACCAAAAAAGCCAUUGUUGACUGUUCAUACCUUCAGUUCUUGGAAAUGUAUGCGGAGAUGUUAGCUAUUUCCAAGCUUUAUCCCACUUAUUCUGGAAAAUCCCCAUUUUUGGUGGAACAAUUUCAAGAAUACUUCCUAGGAGGGCUGGAAGAUAUGGCGUUUUGGUCCACUAAUAUUUACCAUCUGACAAGUUACAUGUUAAAGAAUGGGACCAGUAACUGCAACCUCCCUGAGAACCCUCUGUUCAUCACAUGUGGCGGUCAACAAAACAACACCCAUGGCAGCUCAAAAGUACAGAAAAAUGGUUUUCAUAAAAAUGUGACUGCAGCCCUAACUAAAAAUAUUGGAAAGCAUAUAAACUAUACCAAAAGAGGAGUGUUCUUUAGUGUGGAUUCCUGGACCAUGGAUUCCUUAUCCUUCAUGUACAAGUCUUUGGAGAGGAGCAUACGUGAAAUGUUUAUUGGCAGCUCUCAGCCACUGACACAUGUUUCUAGCCCCUCAGCAUCUUACUACUUGUCAUCUCCCUACACAAGGCUUGGUUGGGCGAUGACUUCGGCUGAUCUCAACCAGGAUGGAUACGGUGACCUGGUGGUGGGCGCCCCUGGCUACAGCCACCCAGGCCACAUUCACGUGGGACGCGUGUACCUCAUCUAUGGCAAUGACCUGGGCUUGCCCCCUGUCGACCUGGACCUGGACAAGGAGGCCCACGGGAUCCUGGAGGGUUUCCAGCCCUCAGGUCGAUUUGGCUCGGCUGUGGCUGUGCUGGACUUUAACGUGGAUGGCGUGCCUGACCUGGCUGUGGGAGCCCCCUCGGUGGGCUCCGAGAAGCUCACAUACACAGGUGCAGUGUAUGUCUACUUUGGUUCCAAACAAGGACAACUAUCUUCUUCCCCCAACGUCACCAUCUCUUGCCAGGAUACCUACUGUAACUUGGGCUGGACCCUCCUGGCGGCAGAUGUGAAUGGAGAUAGUGAACCGGACCUGGUGAUUGGCUCCCCUUUUGCUCCAGGUGGAGGGAAACAGAAGGGAAUUGUGGCUGCAUUUUACUCUGCCUCCAGUUACAGCAACCGAGAAAAGCUGAAUGUGGAGGCUGCCAACUGGAUGGUGAGAGGCGAGGAGGACUUUGCUUGGUUGGGGUACUCCCUUCACGGUGUCAAUGUCAACAACAGGACUUUGCUCCUGGCUGGAAGCCCGACCUGGAAGAACACCAGUAGUCAGGGCCACUUAUUCCGCACUCGUGAUGAGAAACAGAGCCCUGGACGGGUGUACGGCUAUUUCCCGCCAAUCUGUCAAAGCUGGUUUACCAUUUCCGGAGACAAGGCAAUGGGGAAACUGGGUACCUCCCUGUCUAGUGGCCAUGUGAUGGUGAACGGGACCCGGACCCAAGUGCUGCUGGUGGGGGCCCCAACUCAAGAUGUCGUGUCUAAGGUGUCAUUCCUGACCGUGACCCUGCACCAAGGUGGGAGCGCUCAGAUGUAUGAACUGACACCUGACUCGCAGCCUUCUCUGCUCAGCACCUUCAGUGGAAACCGCCGCUUCUCCCGAUUUGGUGGCGUUCUGCACUUGAGUGACUUGGAUAAUGAUGGCUCAGAUGAAAUCAUCAUAGCAGCCCCGCUGAGGAUCACAGACGCAACUGCGGGACUGAUGGGGGAAGAGGAUGGCCGUGUUUAUGUGUUUAAUGGCAAACAGAUCGCCGUGGGUGACGUCACAGGCAAAUGCAAAUCAUGGGUAACUCCGUGUCCAGAAGAAAAGGCUCAAUAUGUACUAAUUUCUCCUGAAGCAGGCUCAAGGUUUGGGAGCUCUGUGAUCACUGUGAGGUCGAAGGAAAAGAAUCAAGUCGUCAUUGCUGCUGGAAGGAGUUCUCUGGGAGCCCGACUCUCUGGGGUGCUUCAUAUCUAUAGCCUCGGCCAAGAUUAAAGGUUUCACUCCAUUUUCCUCACCUGUCCCCCUCUCUCAUGCUGAGUCAUCUUCCGGAUGAGCGUUCUGGGGGACAAAGUGGCAUAUCCAGGGGAGCCCUGGUAGCCCUACGACAGGUGGGGGCUCCUGGGGUGGAGACACACACAGGCUGGCUGCCAACAGGCCACAGAAGUGGUGACAGCACCUGAAGCACGUGGAGCAGUGGACGCUCUGGUUAUCCAUGUCCCUUUGCAAAGCUUGUUUCCUGUGCACCUGAACUUAAUUCCUAACUGGCUUCCUGUGCUCAGACCUGCUGCAAAACCCGUUUCCUCUUCCACUUGAGCACCUGUGUCUUUCUGAUGCCUGUAGCACAAUUCUUGCUAAAAAUGUCCUCUUGAAACUGGUGACCCAUUCCAAUCAAAGUGAAACAGAAAGCGCAGUAAACAGGAAAAAAGCAUGAGAGAACGAGGAGAAAAUAUGGGGCACCCAUAUGUGAGGCAUAACCUCACAACUCCAAAAUCACGUUGUAAAUGAUGUGGUCCUUUCUUAUGAGGACUAUUGUAUUUUCAGUGUUUCAUACAGUGAAGGACAAAUAUAGAGAGUAAAACAUCACCUGACUGUGCCCAGAUGCUUUUGGAGAAAUGACUGUUCCAACAGCCGAUGCACCUAGUGAUCUUCUGCGUAUCUGAAGUCAUCUCAGGAAGCCUCAGGCAGCGCGAGGCUGCCACAGGCCUCACCAACAGAACCCGAACAGGAAGGAGAGAGAUCUGCCUUGAGCUGAAGGUGACUGUGCGGGACCAAGAGGAGUCAGGCAGGCUUGGCCUCCCUACUUCCUGGGCUGGUCUCAGUGGAGCAGGUCUCAUCUGCCAGGCCUGGAGGGUGGCAUGUUUAGGGGAAAGGAACGGACCACAGGAUUUCAGUUUCACUAAAAAUCUGCGGGCACUGUUAUCCGUAAACUGUACUAGUUGAUUCUCUAUCAGGGUAGAACCUCUUUUCUUCUGACACUAAUGAAAUGAUACUAAAACCAGGAAAAAAUUAAAAUACCAGAGCCCUUCUCUUAGCUUCUCUUGGGGCAGUAAAGAGACUGGUCAAAGGACACAGGGUUUCGGCUGAAGAGUUAAGUUGAAUUCGAAAUCAAAGGAAAAACCAGUAGAAUUACAACUGUGAGGAUAUAGUGAAUGUGUAUACAGGAGAACAGCAUAACCAGGCUCACACCUAGACAGGACCUCUGGCUCACUCCCAGGACCAUCUCAUCUUUCUGAAAGAGGUAUACUAGCUGCAUGGUUCCCUACGGCACAGCACAAAGCACAGAAACACCAUUUGCUUUUCGGUUAACAACUAUCGGCUGCUCAACCUAUUUGAAGAAUUGUUUUUAUUAAAGUUUAUUUUUAGGGGACCAGAAACGCCUUACUCAUAUUCCCUUAUUCUGAGUGAAGACCAAGCUGAUGAUGCUGCAUUUCAGUAAAGGCAUGCUCUCGUA